Molecule: messenger RNA, 1137 nt
Organism: Nicotiana attenuata
Lineage: Eukaryota; Viridiplantae; Streptophyta; Magnoliopsida; Solanales; Solanaceae
Exons: 7
Coding region: 1-831 (276 amino acids)
Source: RefSeq, a predicted model, not a curated record
AUGGGAAUUUGGUGUGUAGAUCUGCUUAUUGGCCUUGUUUUUCCUAUUAUAUGCCGAGUUGCAAAGUGGUAUUACUUCCUUCUGCAAUUGGAAGUGAUUGCUAUUUAUAAACUUCUUCCGCUUCCAUCACCUCAUCAAGUUGGAAAUGCUGAUUUGACGGUAAUUCUGGUUGCACUUUAUCCAGUCACGACUGGUGGGUUUGUUGGCAAAUAUAUACUUCACGGUGUUGGUCCUGGAGCAGUAGAAUUUCUUAGAUAUCAUUUUCAAGCUUCAACAUUUGGUGAUAACUCUAUUCAGAGCCCAGAGUUGUCUAGAGAUUGGGAGGUAGUUUUAACUGCUGUAGAAGUAGAAUCUCUUCGGUCAGAAAUUGCUGCUUUGGAAGAAAGAGAAGCUCAUUUAAAAGCGCAAUUAGAACAUAUUGAUGAAAUACUGCAGUCAGCUCGCUUGUCGGGUUAUUUAUUUGUGAGAACGAGAUGGGCGGCUUUACCAGGAGAACCUCUUCCUAUUGAUGAUGACACUGAAGUUGACGACUGGCUUCCUAGAUUUCUUGUCCUUCAGGGAUCGUGUAUUUUCUUGUAUUCAUCAUCCACUGAUCUGAGCCCUCAAGAUUCGACCCUCCUAUCUGAUGUUGUUGAAGUUGGAGCCCUGCCUUGUCUGACACGAGAAGACGGUGAAACUCGGUAUUGCUUUUAUAUCUCAACUCGUCAUGGGUUGCGAUAUGAAUGUUUUAGUGUUUCUAAAAUACAGGUUGAUUCCUGGUUGGCGACAUUACAGAAUGAGUCUGAGCUGCAAUCUAAUAGCACAGCACCUGAUGAGUUAACUAAGACUUGACAUGUUCUUCUUUCAGUACUCUAUAAGAAGAACCUGUAAAUAGGUGAAAAUGGAAGCAAAGGCAUUAUCAUUCACUUGGAAGUUGAUUGCCAAUUGUUAGUAUUCACCAUUAUUCUGUACAUAGCCUAUCUAACUGCCAUUGUAUGGCAUUCAAGUUACCAUUUGAAUAAAAUGUUUCCAGUUUAAGGAUUGUUAUCAUCCAUUAAUGAUGUCCUGAAAACAAAGCAAUGUCUUUCAGAUUGUUAAUGGAAUGUCAAAGUGAACAAGGUAUUCCAUCUCAUAGCGAUGAUACAGCUUUUCGUGCAA